AUGUCGACCGAGCACAGCGCCGCUAUCCUGGAUACUACGACGCAAUUACCACCUACAGAAGUCCGUUGCUCGUACCCGAGUAAAUUAUGCAACAACCACCGCGCUGUUAAAGAUAAUGGUGACCUGCAUAAACUUUGCGAUUUCCAUCGCAAGAAAGCCAACGUAAACCAGCAGCGUAUGCAACAAAAGCGUCGCCUUAUUCGUCAGCAAAUGGUUGAGCAUAAGAAGCGAUUUAUGGACGCAGCUCAAGCUCCGAUGGAGUAUAAUGCUUCUACGAACAUGAUGGAGCCAAAAGAACCGAUCUGUAAUCUUUCGCAUGAGGAAGUGAUGAUGCUAGAGGUCAUGCUCUUCGACGAGGACGAUGGCGACUGCGAGGGGAUGGCAUUCCCUUUUGAUUUCCCGGUUACUGGUACAUACCCACCUCACAUGCCGUCUGGCAACAUGUCAUUGUAG
This is a messenger RNA of Plasmopara halstedii, 453 nucleotides long. RefSeq lists its product as uncharacterized. Lineage: Eukaryota; Oomycota; Peronosporomycetes; Peronosporales; Peronosporaceae. The record is from RefSeq and is a predicted model, not a curated record. The coding region runs from base 1 to 453 and encodes 150 amino acids. The transcript has a single exon.